Messenger RNA from Laccaria bicolor S238N-H82, 846 nucleotides. RefSeq lists its product as uncharacterized. The record is from RefSeq and is a predicted model, not a curated record. The transcript is spliced from 5 exons. Bases 1 to 846 code for a protein of 281 amino acids. Lineage: Eukaryota; Fungi; Basidiomycota; Agaricomycetes; Agaricales; Hydnangiaceae.
AUGGCAAUCACUCAGGAAGCCUUGAAAACUAUGAUGGAGCAGCGGAAUGAUACACACGCCCUGUUGGCGCCCUUGAGCAGCACUGUCGACGCAGGAGUUGAUCAGAUUCCGCCCACCAUACCACACGACAAUACGAAUUCUGAGCACCCCGCUGGAUCACCAGUUGCGUCCAUGCUCGAUCUCUUCAGUCCCCAUUACUCUCGAUGGCAGAGAGUCCGUCUGAGAUACAGUGAUGCAUCACCUGGUACAGUUGUUACUGCCUUGCCAUUGCCCAUGAACACCACGUAUCCUUUACUUGAAGAGGUAUACUUGGACAAAGGUAACCUGGCAGUGCUUAUCGACAAAGUCACUCUGCCGGCUUUGAAGGAUCUAUCACUCUCCGAAUUACAUGGAACCUCACCCAACCCCCCUAUACAGCUUGGCCGGUGGCCACAAUCCCAGUUCCUUGCAUUCCUCCUACGUUCAGGUUGCACCAUCAAGCAAUUCAUGAUUCAGGAGCAGUUGACGUAUACCCCAUCAGUUAUCUCGUCAGAAAACGUUCUGUGUCAUGGGGAUGACCAGCUGGCCGACGACACCCCAUCGGAGACUAUCUGUCCAAAUCUCACGACCAUCAGGCUGUGGGGAUGCAUUUCUGCCCAGGAUGGAAAGGUCGCAGAUAUGGUAGAGUCGAGAUGGUUAUCCAGGACCGAAGGUUGCCCCAUCGUGCAACUCAGGACGGCGGCAAUAGGGUUCUUCGCUGACACAUGUCAUACGGAGGAUUGGACUCGCUUGUGGCGAAUACAAGAGUUCCUGUUCAUGGAUCUUGUUGAGUGCGAUGGUAUAUAUGUGUCUGUGCUGUAUACUUAG